ACCUCCACCAUAGAAGAAGAGAAUGCGGAAGAACCAAACAAACCUAACGUCGUGUGUUCUAUAUGCGUGUGCUUGACUGAGGCUUGGCGGUGUUACGGUCUGUCAUAUAGAAAGUUCCAGAAGAAAUACACUCCCGAACGAGCCGACGACAAGCGGGACCGCUGACCAGUUAGUUUACCGAGGGAGAACUUCUCAAAAGAAAGAAAAUGUCUGUUAUUUCCGAGGACAAUGUGCGAGGUGAGGGCAGUGAGAACCUUUUCAAGGAGAUAAGUGCCGACGGCGCAGACUGGCAGCCCACUGAGAUCGAGAGUCUGUGCAUGAACUGCUUUAAAAACGGUAUGACGCGUUUGCUUUUGACCAAAAUCCCGUUCUUCAAAGAAGUCAUCAUCAGCUCUUUCAGCUGCGCUCACUGCGACUGGUCAAACACGGAGAUCCAGUCCGCGGGCCGGAUUCAGGACCAAGGCGUGUGUUACACACUGAAAGUCAAAACGAAGCAGGACUUGAACAGGGAGGUUGUUAAAUCAGACAGUGCGACCACCAGAAUCCCUGAGCUGGAUUUUGAGAUCCCUCCAUUCACCCAGAAAGGGGCACUUUCUACUAUCGAGGGCCUGUUGGACCGAGCAGUUUCGGGGCUGGAGCAGGACCAGACUGUCAGACGAGCAGCGGACCCUGAGGUGGCUGAGAAAAUCGACGAAUUCAUCCACAAGCUGAGGCAGUUAAAAGAGGUCGAAAGCGAAUUCACCCUGGUGAUCGAGGAUCCAUCCGGCAACAGUUUUGUGGAAAACCCAAAGGCCCCUCAAAAAGACGACGCUCUGACCGUGUCCCUGUUCAAGCGGACGAUGCAGCAGGACAUGCAGCUGGGGCUGAGGGCUGACGAUGACUUGGAAGAGGAGGAGGAACCGGCCGCCAGCGACAUCGACGCCAUGAGAGACGAGGUUUUGGCCUUCAACACCAACUGCCCCGAAUGCAACGCGCCGGCCGCCACCAACAUGAAGCUGGUCCAGAUCCCCCACUUCAAGGAGGUCAUCAUCAUGGCCACCAACUGCGACAGCUGCGGCCACCGCACCAACGAGGUGAAGUCGGGCGGGGGCACGGAGGAGAUGGGCACCAAGAUCACCCUGCACCUCACCGACCCGUCGGACAUGACCCGGGACGUGCUCAAGUCGGAGACGUGCGCCGUCGCCAUCCCCGAGCUGGAGUUUGAGCUGGGGAUGGCGGCCGUGGGCGGGAAGUUCACCACUCUGGAGGGGCUGCUGAAAGACAUCAAAGACCUGAUCAUCUCCAAGAACCCGUUCAUGUGCGGCGACAGUUGCACCGCCGCUCGGCAGCAGAAGCUGAACGAGUUCGGGGAGAAGAUCGACAAGAUCACGGCCGGAGAGAUGGACGUCCACAUCAUCCUGGACGACCCGGCGGGGAACAGCUACGUGCAGAACGUGUACGCCCCGGAUCCAGAUCCCGAGAUCACCAUCGAGAAGUACACCCGCACGUUUGAGCAGAAUGAAGACCUCGGCCUGAACGACAUGAAGACCGAGGGCUAUCAAGAGGACAAAUGAACUGCCAGCACCACCUGAAAGGACUAAAUGAACUGAUGAUUGAUUAAUGUCAUGUCAAAAAAAACGACAACAGAGUACUUAUAUCGCUCCAUAUUUUUGUUCCAUUUUUUACAUUUGAAGUUAAACGCCGGGUGAACGGUUGUGAAAAGAACCGUGCAAGCAUAUAUACGUGACAUGAUUUGUAAAACAUAUGGAUACUGCUGUUAUUAAAAGAGAAAUCCUUUAACUCCA
Perca fluviatilis (European perch) is the source of this 1784-nucleotide messenger RNA. It is a transcript of the gene zpr1, whose product is annotated as ZPR1 zinc finger. The record is from RefSeq and is a predicted model, not a curated record. Bases 207 to 1553 code for a protein of 448 amino acids. The transcript has a single exon. Gene Ontology annotation, cellular component: nucleus; cytoplasm. Gene Ontology annotation, molecular function: zinc ion binding. NCBI's taxonomy places the organism in Eukaryota, Metazoa, Chordata, Actinopteri, Perciformes, Percidae.